CUUUUUCGUUUCGAACCCGAUACCUCUCUGGUUUCUCCGGUGGAUGCCUUUGAAUAUAUCUGAAAUUAUUGAGUUUUAUCUUCAUCUUAAGUUUCAGUGAAAUUCUGAUCAUGGCAGAUUCCAUCUAUUCAAGUUCUGACGAAGAGGAAAUAUUAACGUAUAAGCUAAGAAUCCACGACGCUGACAUUUCUGAUUCGGGGAAAUGGCAGUGUGAGGUCAAGGAUAAGUAUGGAACUGUGUCGACAACAUGUGACCUUGACGUAUUCGAAGAAGCUAAACGACAGUCAUUAGUUUCUGGCAGUGAUAUCAAGGUUGUCCAGAAUGGUACAGUCCCUAAUGGAAAAUCUGUCAAUGGAGCUGGUUCUGACUCAGAGGAAGAGAUUUUGACAUAUCGUCUUAAAAUCCAUGAUGCUGACAUCAAGGAUGCAGGGAGAUGGAAAUGUGAAGUCAAGGACAAAUAUGGAACCGCAUCUACAUCAUGUGAUCUGGAUGUCUAUGAUACAACUCCUGUUGCAGAAGAACCUAGAUUUCUAAUGAGUCUGAGAAAUGUAUCAACUUUAGAAGGAAAGAGUAUUAAGUUGAUAUGUAGAGUCAGAGGUACACCUCUCCCUAAAAUUAUUUGGUAUAAAGACAAUGUUCCUAUAUCUAAGGAUGAUUACAACUACCAAGUUCUCUAUCUUAAAGAUGGAACCAUUAGUUUAGAAAUAUUUUAUCCUAAGCCUGACAAAGAUGCUGCAGUGUUCAAAUGUGAGGCUCAAAAUGACAAGGGCGUGGUGACCUCUGAAGCCAAGGUCACUGUGCUGGCUAAGAACAGAGCAGAAUCUGUCUCAAGGGAUCAUUUGUUGAACCUCUCCCAGUGGAGCAGAGCCAGAAGUGAGACACGUCGUGCAGCAAGUGAAUCACGUAACUCAACACGAGCAACAAGUGAAUCACGUUAUACAUCCUCUAGUACAUUAAAAUCAUCAAGCAAGAAACUGGAGGAUUAUUAUAUAAAUAGAAGGACAUCAAAAUAUGGAAAUUAUGAGUGUGAUGACAUAGAUGCCAAGUACGAUGUAUAUAAACCAGGAUACACUCCUCUUAAAUUUCUUAAUACAAGCGAACUGGAACCAGAAAUGAAGUUGAAGAUAAAAUGGGGCACAACUGAAGAGUUUUAUUUUCAAGAAAAUCUGAAGAAUAAAUGUAUCUUAGAAGGAUCUCGUGCUUUUCUGAGUUGCUUUCUUAUUGGAAAGUUGCCAAUGUAUGUUCAGUGGUAUAAGGAUGGGAAGGCAUUACCAAACAACAUUUAUGAAAGAUAUGGAAUCAGACAAAGAUCAGGACAUCUGAGUCUAGAAAUACCCUGCACUGAGUUAGAGGAUACUGGAGACUAUUUAGUGGAUGUCAGGAAUGAACAAGGCAGAACAAAUUCUUCUUGUUAUAUACAAAUAGAACCAAGAUUCAAACAUGAUAUUGAAUUUGAAAAGCCAACAUUUGUGGAGGGAAUCCACCAUAUUCAUGUGAAUGAGAGGCAGACAGCUACAUUUCAAGUUAUUGCAAAAGGGAAACCUAGGCCAGGAAUAAAAUGGUUUAAAGAUGGAAAGCGUAUUCAAGUUACACAGAAGACUACAAUCCACAAUGGUCAAAAGGGAGGAAGUAUACUGAUGAUCCACAUAUGUGACUUCUCUGAUCAAGGACUGUAUAAAGUAGAGGCCCAUAAUAUGGCAGGAAGGUGUUCUGGAUCAGCUAAGCUUUCAGUUUUUGAAUCAGGUACAAGGUUUACAUGUGGAGAAAAUGGAGAUAUAAAGAUAAUUCGCAGAAGAGAUUCUUUAGAAGAUGAGGAAAUUGAUACAGAAAACUUAUCUGGUCAGACGCUUUCAAGUACCAUGGAGAGAGAACAAAGUUCAGGGGUCAACAGAGGUGAAAGUGAAAGUUCAAGGGGUUUGGAUGAAACAGACAUUACUUUAAUAAAGAGUAAGACGUUGAUGUCUGCUGUUAAUGGAGACUUGGAAAUUAUAGAAACUACAAGCAAGACUGAAUCUGUAAAGGGAUCAGCUGAAUCUAAUGAACAGGAUAGGUCAGAAAGCAGGCAAGGACCAAAGGUUAAAAGUGAGAAUUGUGAGUCUAUGGCACUUACAAGGAGUUCUGACUUGAAGACGUCAUCUACAACCAAUUCGUCAUUGAAGACGUCAGAGAUUACCAACCAUGAGAAAACUUCAGUAGAUGCUAGGGAAUCAACAGAGAUUAAACGUUUAGAUUUGAAAAGUUCAACAAUCACAGAUGAAAACAAAGGAGAGUUCCAGAACAAAGAUGUUUCAAGGUCAUUAAAUGAAUCAGAAUCAAUUGCCAGUGCAGACAUCUCAAAAAUUGAAUCAGCAAGGUCAGUAGUUCAAAAGUCAACAACAGAGACCGAAUCAAAUGAAUCUGUUACUGUAGACAUAAAACAAGACAAAGUGCAGAAUCAGAAUGAAUCUGAGACAAAGACGGUAGCUAAAGAAGGUGACUCUUUGGAUGGACAAAGUGUUACAGGUGAUCUCCAGAGAACUGCAUCAUUUGAAGCAAUAGAAAAAGCCAGAAGAUUAUCGAAAGGUGAUGUUAAAUUAGAAAAGUUAUACUCACCAAAUGCUGAUGGAAGUCUUUUGUCUUCUAAAUUCAAUAAAUCAAAUGGAAAACUUAGUAGGGGAUCUUCAAUUGAUGAGUCUGAAAAACCAAGGAGAAAGUUAAGUAAAGGUGCCUCUGUAGAAGAUUCAGUUAAUGGAUUAGCAAGUAGACGAUUAAGUAAAGGCUCUCCUGUCGAGGAUUCAGUCAACGGAUUGGCAAGUAGACGAUCCAGUAAAGGCUUUCAAGUUGAGGAAACAGGAAAUGGAAAAAUACAUAGAAAACUUAGCAAGGGACUUUCUGUGGAAGACACAGGAAAUGGAAGUAGAAAAGGUUCCCUUGAAACAAAAGUCACUCAGAAAUCUUCGGAAAGCAUGGAAAGUUCAAAGGUUACACAGAGAUCUUCAGAAAAUAUGGACAGUUCAAAAGUCACACAGAGUUCUUUUGAAAGCAUGGAAAGUUCAAAAGUCACACAGAAUUCUUCAGAGAGCAAGGAAAGUUCAAAUGUCACACAGAAUUCUUCAGAAAGCAUGGAAAGUUCAAAAGUCACUUGUGAAACAGACCAAAUUUUACCAAAAAAAGACAAUCAAACAAUUAGUUCAGCAACAAGUUUAACUGAUGAUUCAGAAAGCCAGGGGACCAAGCUUGAAUCUGAUGAGUCAAAGGAUGAAACUUUAACAUUAAAGCAAGAGACAGUUGUAAAAGAAAUUGUGCCUGAAAAAGCAUCCAAAACUGUUGAGAUUGAAAGUGAUUCAAAACAAACAUCAACAGAAAUAACAACAUCAGAAGACAAAGCCACAGAUCAGAUCAGAUCAGCAGACAGUAAAAACUCACAAGAGGUUGUAACCAGUAUUGAUGCUGACAUUGUAAAGACACAAACAAUUGCAAACAAUGAAAGUGCUGGGGAUGAAGGUUUGGCAGAUAAGGCAGAAGUAAAAAGUUCCUCUGAAAAGUUAGAGGACAGAAUUUCAACCAAAGAGAAAGAAGAUAAUACAGACAACACAGAUUUUAUUAGAGAACAAAUAAAGGAAGCAGAAGCAAGUUUAAUUGUAGACAUGAAGACAGAUGCACACACUAGCCCUGUUCUAGCAGUUGAAACUACAUCUGAUAUCAAAUCAAAUACAGAUGAUGCAAAGACAGAACAGUCACUUGAGGAAGAAACAAAGUCAUACAAUUUAGGUGCUCAGAGUUCAAUUGAGGAAUCAAAAGUUUCAGAAGUGUUAGUUGAAAGUUCACAAGACAAAUGUUCAUCUGACAAAGUUGAUGCAGCUGUUUCUAUGGUAACUUCUGAAAGUUUAGCAGUGAAAAGUUCAAGCCAAACAAGUAAAUCAACAGAAAAGACAACCGAAUCUUCAGAAGGAAAACAAUUAGUGGAAACUGCAAACUCUGAAGUAUCAGAGAAUAAAUCUUUAAUGAUAACAGCUCAAACAAAUGUUGAAGAAACAGAGGAAAUGAAUUCUAUUGAAGCAUCAUCAGUCAAAGUUUUGAAAUCAGAAAAAGAAAUGUCAAAUGACAGUCUUACCAAAAACACUGAUUCAGUAGCAAGUAUAGAACAAUUAGAAACAUCGAGUGGAAAAGUAAAGUCAGCGACACAGACUUCUAUAGAAGAUAAAUCCAGGACAACAAAAGGUCAAGAAAUUGAAGAGAAAUCUUUGUUAAGAUCAGACAAGAUGUUUGCUGGAGGAGAGGAUGCAGAAAUCACAACAGAAGAAGAAAGCAGUAAAAUAGAAGAGAAAGAAACCAUCUAUACUACACCACCAAAUAUUGUCAAAUUUCUGCCAAAAGUCGUAGAACUUAAAGACGGAGAAACAUUGAAGUUCCAAUGUCUGGUAUCAGGUGAACCUAGACCGAAAGUUGUUUGGCUGCAUAAUAAACAGAGAAUAACAUCUUCUUCUGACCACAUAAUACUGACGUCAAAAGAACAAUAUCAUAAUCUAGAGAUUACUAAAACUAAAUUUUUAAGGGAUGCAGGAAUUUAUACACUCAAGGCAACAAAUAUUUCUGGUGAGCAGUUAAGUCAUUGUGAAGUUCAAAUUGAGGGAACUUUGAAAAUAUCAACUGAAGUUGUAGACAGCAAGGAAAAAUUAUCUGUCAAUUCAGCAAGUGAAGAAAUCAGUGCAAUAAAGGAAAAAUCAAUUGAUGUUGAAGACAAGAAAAAUUUACAAUCAAAUUUGAAAAAUGUUGAUGAACAGAAAGAUUUUAAAUCAGAUGUUAGUGAGAAGACAGAUUUUAACACGAAGUCUUUAAAUAGUGAAGAAUUAAUCACGAGUUCUUUGAGUGCUGAUAAAAAGAAAGAUUCUGAAGUAGAAGUUGAUAGAGCUUUGAAAAAAGACUUAGACAUCAGUAUGGUUGAAGAUAAAAAGGCAUCUGCAUUGGAUGCCAAAAAUGUUUCAGAGAAAACAUCUUCUAAUGUAAACAAUGAAAGUCAAUCCUCUAGAACUUCAUCAACAAAGAUGACUGGAGACAGAGAAGUUAUUGAAAUGGAAAGAAUGGAAUUGGUCCAGACAGAGACAUGUAUGACAAAUGCACCUUCAUCUAAGAGAGAAGAACAACAUGUAGAAUUAACUGGAAAACCAUAUUUUGCUGUACCACUCCAAGAAGAAUAUUGUCCAAUGGAAAGAGAUGAAAAUGUUCGACUUUAUGUUAAAGUUGGUGGAGAACCCUAUUCACCUGCAAGAUGGUUUAAAGAUGGCGAAGAACUGGAAUCCAGUAGAAGAGUAAUGGUGAACUGGGAUACAGUCACACAAGAAUCUACUGUUGUUAUUAGCAGAUAUAAACUAAAGGAUGCUGGAGUGUAUGAAUGUCUGAUCCUUUCAGAAACUGGUGCAAUCACAACUAGGACACUGUUAAACUUAAAAAGAUUGGAGACACAGAGAGUAGAGACCAAGUUACCACAUGAGACACCAGACAUGGAUGUUCCAUUGAUAUUAUGGCCUAUUAAGGAUACAACAGUAUACAAAGGACAAGAAGCCUACUUUGAAUGUGGUGUAGACAAGCAGCCUAAUGUGGAGGUCAAAUGGUAUAAAGAUCAAAGAGAAAUUAGACUAAAGAAAAGGAAAUAUAAUUUUACGGAAACUAAAGGUGUUCAUACUUUAACAGUAGAAGAUGUCCAGGAAGCAGAUCUUGGUAGCUAUACAUGUGAAGUUUAUGGUACUGAUAGAACAGUGUCUGUUAGUGCUAACAUCUUACUAAAAGCUGAGAAGAAUAAAAGUAUUGAAAUAGGUCCCCCUAAGUUAACAGUACAGCCUGACAGUCUGAUGGGCAUAGCUGCUGGGGAAACUGCUGUAUUCAAAUGUUCAGCAGAGGCUAAUCCUCCUCCACUUUUCAGAUGGACAAAGGAUAUGGUUGAUAUAACCCAAUCACCUAGAGUAAAAGUAUCAAUGUCUGACUCGGGACAAUCUACAUUGACCAUCUCAAAUGCCAUGUAUAGUGAUCGUGGAAUGUAUGUCUGUAUUGUAAAGAACAGAUUGGGCAGAGUUAAAACCAGAACCAGUCUACAUAUUGGGGAUGAAUAUAAAGAAAGAGAUGUGAGCAAGUCAGUUAGAAGGGAGUCCACCAAUACAGAUAUAUCUGUUGAGGAUACUGAUAUAAUUACCAAGAAAACUACGCUUGACCUUCUCUCUGAAAAACUAGAUGAAGUAGAUAUUGUAAAAAGCAAAAUAGUGUUGGAAUCAAAAGGAAAUCAUAAAUUUACAUCAGAAGAUGGCGUUGAUGGUGUUGAAACACACAGUAAAAUUGUGGGAGAGUUUGAGGUUGAUCUUGGCGAGGAAGCAAAAGCUAAAUUGGCAGAAGAGGUAGCAAAAACAGAUAGAAUAGAGGCUGAAAAGUUUAUUUUACUAGCAGUUAUGGAAGCAGAAAAAGCAAACAAAAUAGCUGAAGAAAAAGUGAAAUUAGCAAAGGAGAAAGCAAAAUUAGUAACUGAAGUAGCUGCAGAAGAUAGAAAUGAAGCGAAGAAAGCAGCCUUGAUAGCAGCAGAGGAGGCAGAGAAAGCUAGAAUGGAAGCAAACGAAAAAAUAAGGAUAGCUGCAGAGGUAGCAAAAAAAGAUAAAAUAAUUGCUGAAAGAGUAGCAUUACUGAUGGAGAAAGAAAGGAUAAUUGCUGAAGAGUCACAGCAAGCAAGAAUUUUAGCAGUAGAAGCUGAGAAAGCCAAAAUUGCUGCUGAAGAAGCUGAGACAGACAGAAUUGCUGCUGAAAAAGCUGAGAAAGCCAGAAUGGCUGCUGAAAAAGCUGAGACAGACAGAAUUGCUGCUGAAGAAGCUGAGAAAGCCAGAAUUGCUGCUGAAAAAGCUGAGACAGACAGAAUUGCUGUAGAAACUGAAAAACAAGAAGAAACACCUAAACCUAAGAAGAAACACAGAAUGACGUUUGAAGAAGCUGAGACACUUAGGCUUGAAGCAGAAGUUGAGGAUGGUAUUGAUAAUUCCGAAAAUGUAUCAUCAGAGAAAGACAGUAAUGGUGUUACAAAACAAGUUGAGGAAGCCAGAAUUGCUGCAAAAGCUGAAAAAGGUAGAAUUGCUACUAUAAAAUCUGAGGAAUCUGAGGAAGCUAGAAUUGCUGCUGAAGAAGCAGAAAAAGCAAGAUUUGCUGCUGAAAAAGCUGAGAAGGCCAGAAUUGCUGCAGAAGAAGCUGAGAUAGCCAGAAUUGCUGCUGAAGAAGCUGAGAAAGCCAGAAUUGCUGCUGAAGAAGCAGACAAAGCCAGAAUUGCUGCUGAAGAAGCUGAGAAAGCCAGAAUUGCUGCUGAAGAAGCUGACAAAGCCAGAAUUGCUGCUGAAGAAGCUGAGAAAGCCAGAAUUGCUGCUGAAAAAGCUGAGGAAGCUAGAAUUUCUGCUGAAGAAGCAGAGAAAACCAGAAUUGCUGCUGAACAAGAAGUCACAGCUAGAAUUGCUGCUGAAGAAGCAGAAAAAGCCAGAAUUGCUGCUGAAAAAGCUGAGAAAGCCAGAAUUGCUGCUGAAGAAGCAGACAAAGCCAGAAUUGCUGCUGAAGAAGCCGAGAAAGCCAGAAUUGCUGCUGAAAAAGCUGAGGAAGCUAGAAUUUCUGCUGAAAAAGCAGAGAAAACCAGAAUUGCUGCUGAACAAGAAGUCACAGCUAGAAUUGCUGAUGAAGAAGCAGAAAAGGCCAGAAUUGCUGCAAAAGAAGCAGAAACUGCCAGAAUUGCUGCAAAAGAAGCUGAGAAAGACAGCAUUGCUGCAGAAACUGAAAAAGAUGGAGAAACAACUAAACUUAAAAAGAAAAAACACAGAAUGACAUUUGAAGAAGCUGAAAAACUCAGACUUGAAGCAGAAGUUGAGGAUGGUCAUGGAAAUGCAGAAAAUAUAUCAUCAGAGAAAGACAUUAUUGAAGUUACAGAACAUGUUGAGGAAGCCAGAAUUGCUUUAGAAGCUGAAAAAGUUAGAAUUGCAUUAGAAGAAGCAGAGACAGCAAAGAUUGCUGCAGAAGAUGCAGAAAAUGCCGAAAUUGCUGCAGUAGAAAGUGAGAAAGCCAGAAUUGCUGCAGAAGAAGCUGAGAAAGCCAGAAUUGCUGCAGAAGAAGCUAAGAAAGCCAGAACUGCUGCAGAAAAAGCUGAGAAAGCCAGAAUUGCUGCAGAAGAAUCUGAGAAAGCCAGAAUUGCGGCAGAAGAAGCAGAGAAAGUGAGAAUUACUGCUGAGAAUGCUGAGACAAACCAACUUGCUGCAGACACUGAAAAACAAGAAGAAACACCUAAACUUAAGAAAAAGAAAAACAGAAUGACUUUUGAAGAAGCUGAAAAACUCAGACUUGAAGCAGAAGUUGAGGACGAUUAUGGAAAUGCAGAACAAGUUGAGGGAGACAGAAUUGCUGCAAAAGCUGAAAAAGAUAGAAUUGCCCUAGAAGAGGCAGAGACAGCAAAAAGGGCCUUAGAAGAAGCAAAUAAAGCCAGAAUUGCUGCCGAGGAUGCAGAGAUAUCCGGGAUGGCAACAGAAGAGAUAAAAAAAGCUAAAAUAGCUGUAGAAGAAGAAGAGAAAGCUAGAAUUGCUACAGUAGCAGAGAAAAAACAAAUUGCUGUAGAGGCACAGGAAAAUGAAAAAGAUUCUAGGGUGACGCUAGAAGCAGAUGAAAUGGCGAGCAUAACCAGAAACAAGAAGAUACACAGAAUGACAUUUGAAGAAGCUGAGAAACUGAGGCUUAUUUCAGAGACUGAAGAAACGAAAAUACAGAGUAAUAAUCUUGAACUGUCUAUGAACAAAAAUAACAUUCCAGACUCUACAACUACUGUCAGUACAAGUAUAGAAAAAUCUAAGAGUUCUAGUAGUUCAUUACAGUCAAUGAACAUAUCUACAGAAGAAACAUUUCAAUUGCAACGACAGACAGCUGCGUCAAUAACUUCAGAAAGUAUAGAAGAAGUAGAUGGUGCUGGAUUUUCUAAAAUGUCAGCCAAAUCAGUUCAGAAGUUGGAGUCAAGUCAGGCAAAUGUUUUGGAGACAGCUGGGAAAGGUCAAACUUGUGAAUUAAAGCAGUCCUCAGUGUCUCCAAUUGACUCCGCACAACAAGAAGUAGCUAAUCAGAUAAGACAUCAGCUUCAAAAGCAGUUAUCAGUUGGUGGAAGUUCAUGUGAGAUUUUAGAAGUUUCAACUCGGCGUGUCACCAAAUCAACAGCAGAAGCUAAUACUGUUGAACACAGUGUUUCACAUCAUCACAUUCAUCAUCCACCAGAAAUUAUUGUCUCCCCUGAUUCCAAACGUGUUCCAAUACACAGUGAAUUAGAGAUCACAGUACGAGCCAAAGCUUCAAAACAUGCUAGAGUCAGAUGGGUUCAUGAUGGCGAAACUGUUACUUUUAAAGGGCGACAUUAUGAGUUGAUUACAGAAGAAGAACCCAUAAAAGAAUAAAAACAAUAGCUUUUAAUUGUUUGUAAAUAGUAGGAAAUAAUAAUUUAGAUUUACUUCUGUGAUAAAUAAUUCCUUUGUUAUAUGUGUGAUAUAAAUAUACUGUCAGUAGUGUUAUAUGUAAAAUGAGAACUUCCCUGAGUUUGGAGCACAAUAUAAAUGAAUAACAUGAAGAAAAUCUACAAUUGUCAGAUUAUACUAGCUGUUUUUUUAUAACUAAACGGUUAUGACUAUACAAUUAUUUCGAGUUUCAAAAUUUUUAUUUAUAAUUCAGACAUGAUUUUAAUUGUGUUGCUAACAAAAUCAUUUCCAUACACAACUGUCUUGGACUAAUCAUUUGUAAAAAUAAGUAAAUGGUUCCAAAAUUCAAUAUUCAAAAAUAUUUGUAAACUUUGAUAUGUGUUUGUUGAAUAAAAUGGGUUUGAGAUAAAUGUUUUAUAGUAUGAUGUUUAUACAUUUUAUUGUUUACACUGGUUAUAGUUAAGGUUUUUCGAUUAUGUUUUAACAAUUAUAUUCAUGUCCAUCUUCUAUCCUGAUUUGAAGGGUUUACCUUACCUGAGUCCUUUCUCAAAUUCAUUUCCAGAAUCAUGUACCUUUACUUUGAAGUUAUCAUUUGAAGGGACUGUUUUCAUUGGCCGACAAGUUGAACUAAUUUUCCAACAAAAACCUUAUUGAUAAUAACUUUGAGCUCACAAGAAAAAAAAUAUGAAUAAAAGUGGUAGAAUCCCUAUGCAACUCUUCUUUUUCAUAAAAAUCUUUUUAUUUAUAUUUUUUCUUGUUAGCUUAAGGUCAUUAUCCAUAAGGUUUUGUUGUAAAAAUUGAGACAGAAUAAAAGUGUUUUUGGUUAUUAAUACAAUAUUAAAAAAAAAUUGCAGGAAACCAUAAGCAGCAUUUUUAAUGAACUUGGUUUAUCCAAAAAGUUAGCAGCCACUUAAAAAAUGUUUAUACACUUUUAUUCUAUCUCAACUGUUUAGUAUUUAAAAUGAUUGCAACUGUCUGACCAUUCCACUGUAGCUUUGAGUUGCAAUAAACCAGCAUUUCUUUACUUUCAAAGGGAGAUAACUUGUAUCAAAUUUUAUCUUUAUAGCCAAAGAUGUAUGUUACUAGUUAUUAGUCUCAGGAAAGGAUUUAUUUUCUACCUGUUAUCCUAUAUGUUGAAUAUUUGACUGUAUCAUGUUAUAGCACAUGAUUAUAUUAUUAACCAGUUCUUUUGAUGUUGAAAGUUUGACUUCACAAAAUUACAUGAUUGUUAUGUACACCUGAUAUUCUAAUGUUGAUGGGUUGUUGUCUCCAAUGAAUGGCAAUAAAAAUAAAUCUAGUA
Messenger RNA from Mytilus trossulus (common blue mussel), 10734 nucleotides. RefSeq names its product muscle M-line assembly protein unc-89-like. The record is from RefSeq and is a predicted model, not a curated record. Gene Ontology annotation, biological process: dendrite self-avoidance; homophilic cell-cell adhesion; axon guidance. Gene Ontology annotation, cellular component: axon; plasma membrane. Lineage: Eukaryota; Metazoa; Mollusca; Bivalvia; Mytilida; Mytilidae. The transcript has 23 exons. The coding region runs from base 111 to 9416 and encodes 3101 amino acids. Gene Ontology annotation, molecular function: cell-cell adhesion mediator activity.